Ricinus communis (castor bean) is the source of this 2871-nucleotide messenger RNA. RefSeq names its product G-type lectin S-receptor-like serine/threonine-protein kinase At2g19130. Lineage: Eukaryota; Viridiplantae; Streptophyta; Magnoliopsida; Malpighiales; Euphorbiaceae. The record is from RefSeq and is a predicted model, not a curated record. Gene Ontology annotation, molecular function: protein serine/threonine kinase activity; ATP binding. The transcript has a single exon. Gene Ontology annotation, biological process: recognition of pollen; protein phosphorylation. Bases 143 to 2629 code for a protein of 828 amino acids.
UAGCAGAAUUUGUCUUGUGUCUCAGCAUUAGCAGCUUAAAGAGACCCAUUCUCCUCUCUUUUUCUAAGACCUUGUACUACAAUUAUUCAGCUACUUCAAAAUAUCUACUUCAUUGCUUGCCUGCAGAAUUCUUGAGCAAACCAUGGAUGUCAUCAAGAACAUGGCAUGGUUAAAACUAUGUCUUCUUUCCCUGUGCUACUUUUCUCUCAGUUUCCAUGUCUCUUUUGCAGCAGAUAAAAUCACUGCAACUCAACCACUUUCUGGUGAUCAAACCAUUGUUUCUGCUGGAGGUGUCUUUAAACUGGGAUUCUUCAAUCCAGGUAAUAGCUCAAAAUUCUAUAUAGGUAUAUGGUACAAUAGAGUUUCACAGAGGACUUUUGUUUGGGUUGCGAAUAGAGCGACACCAGUUUCUGAUAAAUUUUCUUCUGAGUUGAGAAUAUCAGAUGGUAAUUUAGUUCUUUUUAAUGAGUCCAAAAUCCCCAUUUGGUCAACAAAUUUGACCCCUUCAAGUUCUGGUACUGUAGAAGCAGUACUUAAUGAUACUGGAAAUCUUGUUUUGAAUGGAAGUAGUAAUAAUUCAUCGGAGACAUUAUGGCAGAGUUUUGAUCAUCCUGCUGAUACAUGGCUUCCUGGAGCCAAAAUUGGUUUAAACAAAAUUACUGGAAAAAAUACACGUCUUGUUUCAUGGAAAAAUAAAGAAGAUCCUGCUCCAGGUCUAUUUUCUCUUGAGCUAGACCCGAAUGGAACUAGUCAAUAUUAUAUCCUGUGGAAUAAUUCCAAAAUUUUUUGGACCAGUGGAACUUGGAAUGGACAAAUCUUUAGCUUGGUGCCUGAAAUGAGAUUGAACUAUAUCUACAACUUCAGCUACUAUAGCGAUGCAACAGAAAACUAUUUCACUUAUUCUCUUUAUAAUAAUUCUAUUAUCUCUCGAUUCGUGAUGGAUGUUGGAGGGCAGAUUCAGCAACAGUCAUGGUUGGAGCCUGCAGCGCAGUGGAAUUUGUUUUGGUCUCAACCAAGAGUGCAGUGUGAGGUUUAUGCUUAUUGUGGGGCUUUCGGGAGUUGCAAUCUGAAAUCCCAGCCUUUCUGUCAUUGUUUGACAGGUUUUGUUCCAGAGGUGACAAAUGAUUGGAAUUCUGAGGUUUAUUCUGGUGGGUGUGUGAGGAAUACUGAUCUGCAGUGUGGGAAUUCUAGUCUUGUUAAUGGGAAAAGAGAUGGAUUUUUACCUAAUCUAAAUAUGGGUUUGCUUGACAAUUCACUGACACUGGCAGUUGGGAGUGCCAAAGAAUGUGAAUCGAACUGCUUGAGCAAUUGCUCUUGCACUGCUUAUGCUUAUGACAACAACCAGUGUUCAAUUUGGAUUGGGGAUCUCAUGGAUCUAAAACAGCUUGCAGAUGGUGACUCUAAGGGGAAAACUCUCUAUCUCAGGCUUGCAGCUUCUGAGCUUUCAAGCUCUAAGGAUAACAAGGGAGUUGUUAUCGGAGCAGUUGUGGGUUCAGCGGUGGCGGUGGUUCUCCUUGUCCUUGUUCUCCUUGUGAUCAUGAGGAGGAAGAGGACAAUCAGAAUGGGUAAAUCAGUGGACGGUUCCUUGAUUGCUUUUGGGUACAAAGAUUUACAACAUGCAACAAAGAAUUUCUCGGAAAAGCUGGGUGGAGGAGGUUUUGGUUCUGUCUUUAAAGGGACAUUGCCGGAUUCAAGUGUCAUUGCUGUCAAGAAGCUAGAAAGCAUCAGCCAAGGAGAGAAGCAAUUCCGCACAGAAGUCAGCACCAUUGGAACAAUCCAGCAUGUCAAUCUUGUUCGCCUUCGUGGCUUCUGCUCCGAGGGUACAAAAAGGCUACUGGUUUAUGAUUAUAUGCCGAAGGGUUCUCUUGACUUCCACCUCUUCCAUGCAAAGGACUCCAAUGUCGUUGACUGGAAUACAAGGUAUAAUGUUGCUCUGGGGACAGCUAGAGGGUUGGCCUAUCUCCAUGAGAAAUGCAGGGAUUGCAUCAUACAUUGCGACAUUAAGCCUGAGAACAUCCUUUUAGAUGCUGAGUUUUGCCCAAAAGUGGCAGAUUUUGGCCUGGCAAAGCUUGUUGGGCGCGAUUUUAGCAGGGUUCUAACAACAAUGAGAGGGACAAGAGGCUAUCUUGCGCCAGAGUGGAUUUCAGGAGUGGCUAUAACAGUCAAAGCUGAUGUUUACAGCUAUGGAAUGAUGCUUUUUGAACUUGUAUCCGGACGGAGAAACUCCGAGCAAUCUGAAGAUAGAGUAGUGCAUUUCUUCCCAACGUCGGUUGCAAGACAAUUGACUGAAGCUGGAGACAUCCUUAGCCUAUUGGAUCCUGGGUUGGACGGGAAUGCUGAUCCUGAUGAGCUAACAAGAGUAUGUAAAGUUGCUUGCUGGUGCAUCCAAGAUGAGGAAACCCAAAGGCCAACAAUGAGCCAGGUAGUUCAGAUUCUUGAGGGAGUCUUGAAUGUGAACCUACCUCCAAUUCCAAGAUCACUUCAAGUGUUUGUUGACAACCAGGAGCACAUUAUUUUCUUCACAGAAUCAUCCUCUAGCCAGGGUUCCCAAUCGCAGGCACAAAGCAACACUUCCAAUGCUUCCUCACAGGCCAAAAGCAACAUAUCAUCUACCAGUUCCAAGUCUUAAAAGAGAAAUGACAUAGCAAGGAUUACCCUUCAAGCAAGUUAAAUUCUGUAUUAUAAGGGAAAACAGAUUGUAGUUUGUCAUUUCUAGUCGUUUUUGCUGACAUGUAUGGUUUUAUAUUCAAUCAAAGGCCAGCUUUACAAUAUCAACUGGCCAACUAUGAUUAUUACAGUAGUAAGUUUCUUAUUAUGUUAUAUCCAACAGAGUAAGAUUUAGAAAUAGAAUUGGAAUCCUCUUUUUGUUUU